AUGGUUUUGGUUCAAAUCAUUGAUACCAUAAUUCCAACAGAUAAUGUUGAACAACUCCAUAAUCUUAUUUCAGUUGUUCAUGACUACUUCGGUAAAACUUACAAUGCACGUGUUGUCGUGCGUUUCCCUGCAGAAUUCGACAAUAAGAUCGAUAUGAACAAUCCAAAAUUGAAGAAUAAAGUUGCGACAUUUAUGGUGGCAAAUAUGUCUGAUCUCAAAUAUGAUAAUGAUGAUUUAGUUCAAUAUGAUCGCGAACGAUACGCCUUAGUUACAGAUAACCCAUGUAAAAAAAAUAAGGCUAAAAAUCAGCAAACCCGUGAUUUUAAUCGAUUUCAAGCAUAA
Molecule: messenger RNA, 342 nt
Organism: Rotaria sp. Silwood1
Lineage: Eukaryota; Metazoa; Rotifera; Eurotatoria; Philodinida; Philodinidae
Source: the annotation of a GenBank genome assembly